AGGUGGAUGAUGAGGGGCACGUGCUGAUGAGCCGAUGAGCCAAUAGCAGCUCAACCCCCGACCCCUUACAGUCCAUCACACACUCCUCACACACUCCUCACACACUCCUCAGUGCACACACACUCCGAGCGCGCGGACAUCAGAGUUCCACCAGCAGGUCAGGAUCAGGAGCUUCUGGAAGAAUUUAGAAGAUUCUCUGGUGUGCUAAAGUUCCUGCUGGGCUCUCCUCGGUUUCUCCCGGGUUCCUCCUCCAUGCCUGCAGGUAUGCUGCUGUCUAUGUGCAGUGCUGACCCCAUGGAGAGGGAGCGCAGUGCAGCUGGACUCACCUCUUACUGUCCGCUGCCUGGCCCAAACUUCCUAAAUGUUCUGAAGACACACUCCUCCCUGCAGCCCCCCCUGCACCCCACCCUGCACCCCCUGAUGAUGCCUUUCCCCUUCGGUGGGACACCCCCUUUCUUCAGUCGGAGCAGCCCCCCAGCAGCGCUGCAGGACCCAAACUUCGGCCCACCCUGCUUCAAACGGCCCGCCUGCCAGGAGCCCGAUGAGCCAGUGCAGAGGGUCCCCGACCACGUCUGGCCCUACCGUAGCCCACCUACAGACAAAUCUUCACCCUCCUCUUCCUCCUCCUGCUCCUCAUCUUCCCCAGCUAAACACACGGUGGCCCACCUGGAGCCCACCCACACCUACAAUUUCACUGAGGAGGACCUGUUCACUGUACUGUACGGCUACUCCAGACAGAACCACAACAAAACACCUGCACACGCAAUCUCUGGACUGUCCAGCUCAGUUUGUGAAGCUGCUGAUGUUGAUACUGAGGGAUUGGAGCUUCCAGAAGGUUUGUUGAUCCAGCAGUCGCUCUGUGGCAGUGUGGGGCGUUUGGGGGUGUUUGUGGAUGGGAGCUCGGUUCCUAAGGGCAGCCGGUUUGGACCCUUCAGGGGGAAACUGGUCAACACCAGCGAGAUCAAAACACACGACGACAACACACUGAUGUGGGAGAUCUUCGAGCACGGGCGUCUGAGUCACUUCGUGGACGGUCGGGGGGCUCGUGGUCACUGGAUGCGGCUGGUGCAGUGCGCUCGCUUCCCUGAGGAGCAGAACCUGGUGGCCCUGCAGGUUAAAGGUCAGAUUUACUACGAGGCCUGCAGGGAGGUGCAGCCCGGUCAGGAGCUGCUGGUCUGGUACGGAGAUGCUUACAUCCAGUUCCUCGGAAUACCGCUGACCCUCAAAGAGUUCGGAGAGGAGAGUGAAGCCGUUAAUCCUGCAGAGGACUCAGCGGAGGGCUACAGGUGUGACCGCUGUGGGAAGGUGUUUGCAUACAGGUAUUACAGAGAUAAACACCUGAAGUACACGCGCUGUGUGGACCGUGGCGACCGCAGCUUUCCCUGCAACCUCUGCAGCAGAUCAUUCGAAAAGAGAGACCGCCUGCGCAUACACAUCCUGCACGUUCACGAGAAGCACAGACCACAUAAGUGCUCGGUGUGUGGUAAAAGUUUCUCUCAGUCCUCCAGUCUGAAUAAGCACAUGCGGGUGCACUCGGGCGAGCGGCCGUAUAAGUGUGUGUACUGCAGUAAGGCGUUCACGGCCUCUAGUAUUCUGCGCACUCACAUCCGCCAGCACUCGGGCGAGCGGCCGUUUAAGUGCAGCCACUGCGGAAAAGCCUUCGCCUCACACGCCGCACACGACAGCCACGUCCGCCGCACACACACCAAGGACAAGCCGCUGUCCUGCGCUGUGUGCGGGUGUGUGUGUCCUGGUCCAGAAGAGCUGCAGCAGCACAUGAAGAGCCAUGAGAAGUGGCCACUGUGGGAGAGUUCAGCAGGAAUGGAGAACACACUCACCCUCACACGCCGACCCUGACACACACAUACAUCCUGACACACACACUCUGACACACACAUACUCAACAUACACACACAUUCAACAUACAACAUACACACACAAACACUUAUGCCAAGUGACUGCACAGAAAGUUAAAUCACUGCUGAUGAUGGCUUCAUUUUUACUUCCUCACUGCUGAUCCAGUUUGACAGCAGCUUAUUUACAUAUUUGCAUAUUAAGAUGUUUAUAUUUAUGGAGCGCUGCCUUGAUGCUAAAAUGUUGUUUUGGUCUGUAACUUAUUGUGAUUUUAUUUAUUUAUUCUUUAUCUUAUUGUUAAUGUGUAAGAAAGAGAGAGAGAGAGAGAGAGAGAGAGAGAGAGAGAGUGUGUGUGUGUUUGUGUUGUUUGUUUUAACUCGUUUGUAUGUGAUGCUGCAAUGCCACCAUCAAUAAACUUAAUAUUAUUAAAAUAACAAUUAUUGUUAAUACA
Molecule: messenger RNA, 2305 nt
Organism: Astyanax mexicanus (Mexican tetra)
Lineage: Eukaryota; Metazoa; Chordata; Actinopteri; Characiformes; Acestrorhamphidae
Gene: prdm14
Product: PR domain containing 14
Exons: 9
Coding region: 253-1857 (534 amino acids)
Biological process (GO): regulation of transcription by RNA polymerase II
Cellular component (GO): nucleus
Molecular function (GO): protein binding; RNA polymerase II transcription regulatory region sequence-specific DNA binding
Source: RefSeq, a predicted model, not a curated record